GGCUGCACUGGGAGGCCCCAGCAGAUCCAGUGGUGGACCUCAAGGCGCCCUGAGCCCCCCGCCCUGGCUGGGCCAGCCUGCUCUCGGCACCCACACUCUGGCCGGCGCCUGGCCAGCAUGCUCCGAGUCCUGCUCCUCGGCGUGUUGGCUCCCGCCAGCCUGGGGCUCCCUUCGUCUUCUGCGCCGCUCCCCCGAGGCAGCCAAUGUGUGGACUCGGACUGCUUCGCGCUCUUCCCGGGCCCGGCGACCUUUCUGGAGGCCAGCGAGGCCUGUGAGCAGCGCCAGGGGCACCUGAUGACCGUGCGCUCCUCGGUGGCCGCCGACGUCAUCUCGCUGCUGCUGAGCCACGACCCCCAGCGCCUCUGGAUUGGCCUGCAGCUGCCGCCGGGCUGCCGGGACCCGGAGGCCCUGGGGGCCCUGCGGGGCUUUCAGUGGGUGACGGGCGACAAUCGCACCAGCUACAGCAGGUGGGCCGGGCCGGACGAGGCGGGGACGCCUGUCUGCGGGCCGCAGUGCGUGGCCGUGUCGGCGGCCGGGGCCUCGGCGGCGGGGGAGCCGGUGUGGGGGGCGCUCCCCUGCACGGCCCAGGCUGGGGGCUUCCUCUGCGAGUUCCACUUCUCAGCCUCCUGCAAGCCCCUGGCCGUGGACGCCGGGCCCGCGGCGGCGGCGGGCGUCUCGGACGCGUACAGCACCCCGUUCGGGGCCCGCGGCACGGACUUCCUGGCCCUGCCGGUGGGCAGCUCGGCCUCGGUGGCCGCCCUGGGCUUGGAGCUGGCGUGCGCCGCGCCGGGGCCAGGCUCCCAGGAGGCACGCUGGAGCCGGACGGCGCCCGGAGCCUGGGACUGCCGGGUGGAAAACGGGGGCUGCCAGCACGCCUGCAACCGCAGCUCGCCGUCCCCCACUUGCCUCUGCCCCGCGGACGCCAUCCUGCAGGCGGACGGGCGCUCCUGCGUCCCCCGCGGAGCUCACGCGUGCAACAACCUGUGUGAGCACUUCUGCAUCCCCAACCCCGUAGUGCCCGGAGCCUACACCUGCAUGUGUGAGACGGGCUACGAGCUGGCGGCCGACCAGCACCACUGCCAGGAUGUGGAUGACUGUCUGCUGGAGCGCAACCCGUGUCCCCAGCUCUGUGUUAACACGCAGGGUGGCUUUGAAUGCCACUGCUACCCGGACUACGAGCUGGUGGAUGGCGAGUGCGUGGAGGACGUGGACCCGUGCUUCGGCACCAAUUGCGAGUACCAGUGCCAGCCCGUGGGCCGAGCCGACUACCGCUGUAUCUGCGCCGAGGGCUUCGCGGCCGACCCCCUCGAGCCGCACAGGUGCCGCAUGUUCUGCAACCAGACCACGUGCCCCGCGGACUGCGACCCCCACGCCCCGCAGGUCUGUGAGUGCCCGGAGGGCUACAUCCUGGACGACGGCUUCGUGUGCGCAGACAUGGACGAGUGCGCCAACGGCGACUGCGCAGACGGGUGCGAGUGCCACAACCUCCCUGGAAGCUACAACUGCGACUGCGGGCCUGACUGGACCCCGCCGGGCCGUGACGACCCGGCAGACACAGCAGACACAGGCUCCGGGGAGCCCCCGGCCAGCCCAGAGCCCAGCGCCACCGCAGGCCCUCCGGCUUCGGGGCAGGUGCAUUCGGGAGUUCUCAUUGGCAUCUCCAUCGGCAGCCUGUCCGUGGUAGUGGCGCUCUUGGCGCUCCUUUGCCAUUUGCACAAGAAGCAAGGGCCCAUGCGGGCGGAGCUGGACUACAAGUGUGGGAGCCCUGGCAAGGAAGUAGUGUUGCAGCAAGUGCGCACAGAACCAGCCCCUCAGAAACUCUAAGGGUGAGAAGGCAUUCUCUUGGGGCAACAGUGGCGGUGUGGUAUCUCCCCACUCAGACAGCCCCUCCCUUCGACCCUCAGAAUUGGAGAAGAGCCCCCGUCAGCCCAUCCGCCAGGAAGACGGUGGUGGCGAAGUGGAAGGCAGACCGCGCCUUCCUCUGUGAUAUCCGAAGACAGCUGGGCAGAGGGGGUGCUUUACACUUAAGGCUCAGAUAGCAGACUGCCUCUAAGUGUUCGCUUUAGAUCCCGGAGUCCACAGCCUUUUCAGGAGACCUGUGGCCAGUGGUAUAAUGAGUGUAAUAGGUGUGUAGGUGACAAUCAAAAUAUUUAUUUUUUUAUGUAUUUAGAAUGUUCUCCUUGGAUUUCCUCCCCAACUGUCUGUCCGAAAUAAUCACGUUAUAUCACACUUUCACUUUUUAUGGGGCAGUUAAAUUAUCUAGCUGACUCUUUGGCGCUACUUCUGACAUUUAGGAAGGCAAGCCUCAUUCCCCAACAUUGCUCAGGAACAGGCUGCCACCCAGCCUAAGUCAUCCUACAAGUGUCCGAACUCGACUUUUGACCUACUUGUGAGUAUUAACACGCACACGCAAGCACGCACGCCCAACUUGUUGAGCCUUUGCUAUUCCCCAGAUUUACUCAUUUAUUUCAGGCGUUUGGAGCAAUAUGAGUAUUAACAAAGGUUAAGCUGUCAUCAGCUUUGGUUCAAUUAAUAUUUUUGGAAUGAAGCCAUAGACAUGAAACCCAAGGAUAUUUUUCAGUGUGCCAAGAUUUUCUUUAUUGAUGUUUGUGUUGUUUUGAUUUGGACUGAAAAGUAUUCAUUGUUGUGAAGCUUCUUAAGCACUUUCUUUUAGUAUUUGUUAUUCCUAACAGGGUUAGAAAUGUGCCCACGACUGCACUAGACUGAGAUGAGAGCAGUCCGUCCCGGAGGUGGUGGAGGGGAGCUUGGAGCUGCAUGAUUCAUUACCUUUUCAACUUUCACUGCUCCUCUGUCACUCCUAGACCCAAGGGUGAAAACCAGACCACCUCUACUGGUUAUGUGAGAUCCAGAGACUUGGGAAUGGAACCUGGAGGAUGCUCAAUUAGGGGCCACCUUGAUUCGUUUGAGGUCCGUGAGACUCUUCCCUCAACUUUUAGAGGGGCCGUGUCCAUCUUCUGGCAACUCCAUUUACUAAGAAAGCUAUCCCUGGGCAAGAAAAGCAAGUGGGUUUUCCCUGGUAGUCGGUUUGUAUGCAGAGAACUUCAGACUCACUCCGCAGCUCUCCCCUGCCCCCCCCCUCCGCCCCCCAUCCUACAGGAGAAUCUGUACUUUAACAAGAGCUGCAGGGGUUGCCAGCUCAACAAGGUUUGAGAAAUGCCCCAGACAGCUUCUAUAUUUCUGUCAUAUAUUAAAUGUGGGUCAGGAAUAAGUAGCAGGCCAAGCCUACUUUACUCUAAAGAAACUGAGGAAUUUCCAUUUUUCAGCUUUGAUUUCUGCUCUGGACUUUGAUACACAGGGCAGAGAAGAGCUUGUGGUUCAAUUAAGCUAGGACAAUGAAAUACUUCAAUGUAUGGGGGGAAAAAAGCAUCAUAUAAUGUGUAUCUUUUGCAAGGUUUUCCUCUACAUAUUUGUACAUAGCUAUUUAUUUAUUGGCAAUAAACCAGGACAUAGGUAAAACCCUUGCUUAUGAUUUUACAUAAAGAAAAUAAAAUGUAUUAAAGAAAAUAAAAUAUAUUAAACUGUG
Molecule: messenger RNA, 3544 nt
Organism: Echinops telfairi (small Madagascar hedgehog)
Lineage: Eukaryota; Metazoa; Chordata; Mammalia; Afrosoricida; Tenrecidae
Gene: THBD
Product: thrombomodulin
Exons: 1
Coding region: 118-1824 (568 amino acids)
Cellular component (GO): membrane
Molecular function (GO): transmembrane signaling receptor activity; calcium ion binding
Source: RefSeq, a predicted model, not a curated record